This is a messenger RNA of Petromyzon marinus (sea lamprey), 2196 nucleotides long. NCBI's taxonomy places the organism in Eukaryota, Metazoa, Chordata, Hyperoartia, Petromyzontiformes, Petromyzontidae. The record is from RefSeq and is a predicted model, not a curated record.
CCCCCCCGAGACGUUUGCCAUCGGUGGCGUUUUGCACCACCACGGGGGAAUUGGAGCGAGGAGCGGAGGCCCAAUUGUGCGAACAGGCUAACUGACGGCACAGUGCAGGACGACGACUUAGCAGGGACGGCGAGAUGUUAACUACCUCGCCUGGUAUGCGAGGUAGUUUGUGGGUUCGAUCCUGACCCUGACGCUGCCUGCUGUGCAUUUAGAGAUUUUGGUGUCCCUCUGUCGCCCGUGGUGGCGUGGAUUUUUCUCCGGGUCCUCCAUUUUUUUUGUUUUAGCUCCGCGUUCAAAAUCGACAUCACGCGCUUAGAGUAUUUGGCUGUAAUAAAUUGCCACCCGGUGAUAAGCGGCUUCUCUGAGCUAUCGUUUGUGAUGGCCAGGUUCGCUUCUGAAAAAAAGAGAUGUAUAGGUCAGUGGGCUUUAGCUGGUAAAAAAAAAAUUAGUUUCGUUUAAUUACUGCUAACGAAGAACCCUUUCAGAAAUCACCGAAAUAUUUGACCGAUAAACUGCAGCUUGGUCCUAUGUCAGCCACGCUUUUGGCAAAACAAUGCUUCGGAGCUCUUGCGCUAUCGCCGCUGAGAUUCUCCCAUUAAGAAACCUACUUAGUCCAUCUAAUAUGUUAGAUAAACUGGAGGUUUAAAAAAAAGUAACUGUACAGCACUCUGAAGCGGGCAUCCUCAGGAUUUGCCCGCCACUGUGGGCAUCCUCAGGAGAUGAAGAUGCCUGCAAGAUUUUCCCGCAUCUGUGGGCAUCCUCAGGAGUUGAAGAUGCCUGCAAGAUUUGCCCACAACAGCGGGCAUCCUUAGGAGUUGAAGAUGCCUGCAAGAUUUUCCCACGACCUUAGGCAUCCUCAGGAGUUGAAGAUGCCUGCAGGAUUUGCCCGCUACUGUGGGCAUCCUCAGGAGUUGAAGAUGCCUGCAGGAUUUGCCCGCUACUGUGCAUCUUCAGGAGUUGAAGAUGCCUGCAGGAUUUGCCUGCUACUGUGGGCAUCCUCAGGAGUUUAAGAUGCCUGCAGGAUUUGCCUGCUACUGUGGGCAUCCUCAGGAGUUGAAGAUGCCUGCAGGAUUUGCCUGCUACUGUGGGCAUCGUCAGGAGUUGAAGAUGCCUGCAGGAUUUGCCCACUGCUGUGGGCAUCCUCAGGAGUUGAAGAUGCCUGCAAGAUUUGCCCACUACUGUUUGCAUCCUCAGGAGUUGAAGAUGCCUGCAGGAUUUGCCCGCCACUGUGGGCAUCCUCAGGAGUUGAAGAUGCCUGCAGGAUUUGCCCGCUACUGUUGCCAUCCUCAGGAGUUGAAGAUGCCUGCAGGAUUUGCCCGCUACUGUGCAUCUUCAGGAGUUGAAGAUGCCUGCAGGAUUUGCCUGCUACUGUGGGCAUCGUCAGGAGUUGAAGAUGCCUUCAGGAUUUGCCCGCUACUGUGGGCAUCCUCAGGAGUUGAAGAUGCCUGCAGGAUUUGCCCGCUACUGUGGGCAUCCUCAGGAGUUGAAGAUGCCUGCAGGAUUUGCCCACUGCUGUGGGCAUCCUCAGGAGUUGAAGAUGCCUGCAGGAUUUGCCCGUAUCUGUGGGCAUCCUCAGGAGUUGAAGAUGCCUGCAAGAUUUUCCCACGACCUUAGGCAUCCUCAGGAGUUGAAGAUGCCUGCAGGAUUUGCCCGCUACUGUGAGCAUCCUCAGGAGUUUAAGAUGCCUGCAAGAUUUGCCCGCUACUGUGGGCAUCCUCAGGAGUUGAAGAUGCCUGCAGGAUUUGCCCACUGCUGUGGGCAUCCUCAGGAGUUGAAGAUGCCUGCAGGAUUUGCCUGCCACUGUGGGCAUCUUCAGGAGUUGAAGAUGCCUGCAGGAUUUGCCCACUACUGUGGGCAUCCUCAGGAGUUGAAGAUGCCUGCAGGAUUUGCCCACUGCUGUGGGCAUCCUCAGGAGUUGAAGAUGCCUGCAGGAUUUGCCUGCCACUGUGGGCAUCUUCAGGAGUUGAAGAUGCCUGCAGGAUUUGCCUGCCACUGUGGGCAUCCUCAGGAGUUGAAGAUGCCUGCAGAGUUGCCCGCUCUGGCGGGCACCUCUGGGAGUUGAAGAUUCCCGCCAUAGUGCGUUGCGAAAUCAUGAUAUGCAAAGCGAUCAACACGUGGCCUAACCUCGAAUACCACGCUUGCAUUAACGAGUGCCUGGAUCAAACCUACGUGCUAAAUUGCCAAUCGUAAACUUGG